Molecule: messenger RNA, 4117 nt
Organism: Canis lupus familiaris (dog)
Lineage: Eukaryota; Metazoa; Chordata; Mammalia; Carnivora; Canidae
Gene: INSYN2A
Product: inhibitory synaptic factor 2A
Exons: 5
Coding region: 274-1701 (475 amino acids)
Biological process (GO): inhibitory postsynaptic potential
Cellular component (GO): postsynaptic density
Source: RefSeq, a predicted model, not a curated record
CCCAGAGCCCCAGAGCCCCAGAGCCCCAGAGCCCCAGAGCCCCGGCCGGGCGGACCCCGGGCACCGCGGGCGGCCGCGGCUCCGGAACGUGGCGAGCUGCUUAAGUGUCUUGCAAACUAGAGCGAACUGGCAAGCGCUUACAUUCUGCAGAAGCAGCCCGAGGGGAGCUGGCAGGAGUGGGAAGGAACUUUGGGCUAGCCUUGCCUUGGCCAGGAAGCCACGCUAUCAUUUCACAGGACUACAGCUCGGACUAGCAGAGAGGGUGGAGGAAUCAUGGUCAGUAAGGAAACCAGCAAAUGCGUACUCACGACGUCCGAGGGUGAAGUGGAACCUGCCGCCUGCCUGGCCCUGGAGAUGAAGUAUGCCCUGGAUCCCAACCGGCAGAUUAAAAAACGGAAUAAAGCCCUACAGGUGCGGUUUAAGGAUAUCUGCGAGGCGCAGAAUGAGCAGCGGGACGCGCAGCUCCCGGCGGGGCCGCCGGGCGACAGGCGGGAGGCCAAGCCCGCGUCCUCCAGGGCGGCCUACCGCAAGUACAUGACCGUGCCCGCUCGCAGGUCCAUCCCCAAUGUCACCAAGAGCACGGGCGUGCAGACCUCGCCGGACCUCAAAAAGUGCUACCAGACCUUCCCUCUGGACCGCAAGAAAGGGAACCUCAAGGGCAUCCCGGCGGCGGACGCCUUUAAAAGUCAAAACAACGGGUUCGGGCCGGACGCCAAGGACCAGCACGAGGAGGGCCCCGGGGAGGCCGGCCGGCCGUGGGGAGGCGGCCGGGUGCCCAAGGCGGCGGCCCCGGUGGCCCACUCGGACGAGCACGUGGACGCGCUGGAGCGGCCGGCCGCGGUCAACUGUGCGGAGCCGGGCGGCGGCCCUGCCGAGGCCAGCUGCCCAGACGGGGCCCUGCCCGACGCCCCGGGGCCCGAGCCCGCGCUGCCCGGGAAGCCGAGGCCCGGCCGCGCGACGCCGGACACCGACGAGGCCGCUCCAGCGGCCCACGGGACGCUGUUUAAGACGGAGGUGGCCGCCGUGUACGCGCCUGCCCCCGGGCCCCGGGGCCCCGAGGCCGCCUGGUCAAACCCCGGCGCCCCGGGCGAGCGGCCCCUCUGCCCGGCGGCCGAGCAGGAGCCCAGGAGGGCCGCGCGCCUCGACGGGCUCCGGGCCGCCCCGGGCCCCGCGGCCGCCUGCUCGCCCCCGACGCAGUGCCUGUCCCCCGAAUGUAGUGAGCAGCCCCCGCAGACUCGAGCCCCGCCGGGGGAGGAGAGCCAGCUUUGCCCCCCGGCCGCCGCGGCGGGCGAAGAAUGCCGACAAAUCGUGCCUCACACGGAGGUGGUCGACCUGAAAGCACAGCUGCAGGUGAUGGAGGACCUGAUCAGUUCCAGCCAGGAAACCAUCAAAGUGCUCUUGGGGGUCAUUCAGGAGUUGGAGAAAGGAGAAGCCCACCGGGAAGGGCUUUCAUAUCGGACUGGGCAAGACACAGCUAAUUGUGACACAUGCAGGAACAGUGCAUGUAUUAUCUAUAGUGUGGAGCUGGACUUUAAGCAGCAAGAAGACAAGCUCCAGCCAGUUCUGAAGAAACUCCAUCCUUUUGAGGAGACUCAGGUUGCACCUUCGCCUUACUCUCAGGAGCCCUACUCCGCUACUCCCAAGCAAAAAUCCAAACCCGAAUCUAAAAAGCACGGAAGAUGGAAACUCUGGUUUCUUUAAAACUCAUGGUGUGUGGAGUCUAAAGGCCGUCUUUAAAACCCACUGGAGUUAAGUAAAUCCUUUUCCAAAAUGAACAGGAUCGAGUGAGCCAUGGCUGGCUCGGGCGCCUCCCACUUCCCACCCUGCUUACCAAAAAGGCCUUUGUACCAACAGAUAAUGACCUUCAGAAGCAAGGUAGUAAAGGUCACACCUUGCCAGCUGUUCUUUGCAGUUCACGGAUGUGGGAUGUAAACUCUGAAAUGAAGCUUAUAUAGUCAAAGAUGAUAAGUAAAAAAAAAAAAUUCUAUGCCCCCACCCCACCCCCCAGAUCGGCAAGUGUUACGUUAUCAGCUCACGAGAGGGUGGGCUGUCACUCUGUACACAGCUAAAACUCAUAAUUAUUUUCAAGCCUUUUUUUUUUUUAAAUAAUGAGAAGAAAAAGCAAGCCUUAUGUUUGCAAAGGACUUCAUUUUUAUGUUUAAUUUUGCAAAUAAGCAGGGGGCGAGUGCAAUUUUCAGCACAUCAAAUUCUGGAGAAAGCACAAUUUUUUCAAGUGGUCGGAGACCAUAAAUAAUCUCUAAAAUGUGACUAUAUGUAUAUUUGCCUUCAUGUGCUGUAGCGCUAAGCCAAGUGACCACAUCUCAGUGUCACAUUGACACCUCAAACAGCAUUCUCUUCAUCUCCAGACCUGCGACAUGUUUACUGCUCAUUUUCCAAAUGGCCAGCAGCCAGGAGUCCCCCAAAGUCAGGACAUGCCUUUAAUCACUGCAAGUUGACAGGGUCAGAGCUAUUGGACACUAAGCUUUCUUAGAUCUCAUUUUUAAUCUUUUGGUACCCAAAGGCCAAAUGAUAAAUUCUGGCAAGAAUUUGAAAACACACAUAGAGAUACACAAUGGUUAAUACAGUCACCAAUAAAUCACAGGUGUUCUCUGCCACCGGAAAGUGUUUCUGUGGAUCAAUCUUUGAGACACGGUUCAUCACGAAAAGCACGACCGGACGUUUGAUACAACCUGUUCUGCUCUGAAACAACUGUGGAAGACCCGACCAUCUCAAAGAGAAACCGCGUGUUUAGUUUAGCUGCUACCAACAAACAAACUUAACGUCACCUACAUUUAACGUAUUAGUAAGUUGUACUCAAUGACAUACCUAGGGGAAAGCUGUGAAUCAAACGUUUUUAGGUAUUUUUUAAAUAAACAGUGACACUUAGAGUUCUUUUGAUUACACAUUGCAAUAUAAAUCUUAGUUCCUUUAUUUUUCCACUCAUUCUUUUGCACCUUUGCAAGUAUCUUUUUAUAGAAAUCAAAAGCCCCUCAUCUACAAAUGACUUGGUCUAUCAACUUUCUGCUUUACAUUAUAAGAGAUAGGGAAUCUUAUUUUGCCUUUUUUUUGUAUGACUUAAAUUUUGAAUAGUUUGUGAACAUACCAGGAAAUGCAGUCUUCACGUUUCUGUCCAGAAGUCUCACAUCUAAUCUAGUGCUGACAUGCACAUCUCAUUGAUUAGAUGCCAAAAACAAAGUGGCUGCCCUUGGUAAAAGGAUCUCUACCUGCAUUUUUCACAUUGGAGCUAUUUCUUGCCAUGUGUUUUCCUCCUGACUCAACAGCAAAUCUAUUUUAGUUCUAAGUGUUUUGAUUCUACGAGGACCUGGUGAUCAGCAGUCAGACCUGGACUUGAUAAAAAUGAAGAGUGUAUCAUGUAAGCAUCCUUUGGGGGUUACUCACACUAUACUGCAGAUGUACGCUUUAAUUAAAAGAAAAACACACAUCUUUUGUGGAAACACUACAUGAGGAUAGAAAUCCUUGAAUAUUAGUUAAACAGAAUUGAGAAAUAUUUUUGUGCGAGGAAAAGGCUAGACACGUUGAUCCUGUACCUUGAAGGAAGUGCAAUUGUUUCAUGUAGACAAAAAUUCAAAAAAAAUGUGUUUCAUGUAUUUUAUACUGUUUUUAACUGAAGUUAUAAAACUGUUUGCAACAAGUUAUAUCCCCUUGUGUUUUAAGAAUCCCGACUAUCUCAGUGAAUUGAAAUAAGGGUGUUAGCAGCUUUCCAAUUAGUGCUAUAAAUCUGUCUCAACAAGAGGGCAUCCUAGUAAACUGACAUCACUGUUUGAAAGCAGUCUAGACCAAAAAAAUAAAUAAAUAAAUUUUCAGAGUCAAAAUGAAAACUGAAGAUAACCUAAUCCCUAUUUAAAAAUAAGAGUAUCUUCAGAAUAGAAAAAAAAAUAUUUUCAAAAUCAUUUCAUAGUUUAAUUGCAAUGUGUCACUAACAGAUGCCGAUUCUUCUCUUAGAAAGAUUUAAGUAAAAAACUUUGAUACAAAACCGAGGUAAAAAGUACAGUGUUCCCUCAUAUGUAGAUGUACACAUGGCAUUACGUAUAGAGAUUAAAUUAUGAUACUUGUCAUUAAGUUCUUUAUUAAUUUUUAAAUAAAAAAUCAAAGGUAA